AUAAAAUUAAGGUAUAAGCAGCCAAUGUUGAAUUUAGCUAAAUAUUGCUUUAUAAUUUUAUCUAUUUAAAGCCAUAUUAUUUGCACUGAUCAUCAUCAUAUGAAAUGCAAUUCAAUUUCAAUUAAUGAUGUUUGAUUGAGUGAAAGUGUGAUAUGGCUGAAGCUAUUGUUUCAUCUGUAAUUGAAAGAGUGGGAGGGUUAGUAGUUUCAGAAGGUAAAUUCUUGUAUGGACUACAAGUCAACAAUGCCCAAAUCAAGCUUCAAUGUAUGAGCGCUUUCUUAAAAGAUGCAGAUGCUUGGUCAAGAGACGGGCGUAAUGAGAGAGUAAGCCUUUUGGUUGAGUUCAUGAGAGAAAAUUCUCUUGACUUAGAGGAUGUUAUUGAAACUUACCUCUUCCAAGGGGCUAACAAUUCUAUUGAGAGCAUUGGAGUUUUCAGAUAUGCAAUGAAAUUGCCUUUUCUCUUAGUUGAUGUUCACAUAGUUGGAUCAGAGAUUGAGAGGAUAUCAUCCAACAUUGCUACUUGGACGUCAGAAUUAGAAGCACUUGGAGUACAGAGAUUAAUAUAUGACAAAGCAGCUAACGAAGCUUGUUCUUCAAGUUACUAUACACAAAAGGAGUUGAGGAAAGUUUCUUCUCAUGUUGUGGACAAUCAUGUUGUUGGCUUAAAGGAUUACAUCGAAGAGUUGGUUGCGCUUUUGAUUAAAAAAGAGAAUACUCAUAAGCAUAAGGUGAUUUCGGUCCAUGGGAUGGGCGGUUUGGGCAAGACUACUCUUGCCAGAAAGGUCUAUCAGCAUCCUGAUGUGAGGAAACACUUUGACUUUUAUGCUUGGGCCUCGAUAUCUCAACAAUGUAACAAACGGGAAGUCUUGGAAACUAUUUUAUUCGGUUUCACUUCUCCCAACAAAGAAAGAAGAGAAGAAAUCAAAAUGAAAAGUGAUGUUGAAUUAGCCAAGGAGCUUCAUGACUUCCAAAUAAAGUGGAAAUGCUUGGUGGUUCUUGAUGAUAUAUGGACUACUACAACUUGGGAUCUUCUAAAAGAUGCAUUCCCUACUACUCAAGGAGACACAUUGCAUAGCAAGAUCUUACUCACUACUCGAAAAAGGAAUGUAGCUUUGCAUGUGGAUCAACAUGGUUUCCUCCAUAAACCUCAAUUCCUCGAUGACAAGGAGAGUUUGGAGCUGUUUCAAAAAAAGUACUUCCCAACCAGAACAGAUCUUCCAUCAAACUCAAAUGAUGAUGAUGAAAGGAAGACAGAUUUGGCUAAAGUGAUGCUUGAAAAGUGUGGUGGUUUGCCACUAGCUAUUAUUGUGCUUGCUGGUCUUUUAUCCAAGAUUCACACCAUAUAUGAGUGGGAGUUGAUGAAAACAAGUGUAUUGAAGUGCAUGGAUCAAGAUGAACAACAUGAUGAUGACUCAGAAUACCGUAGUGUUUUGUGGGUGUUAGGUUUGAGCUACACCGAGUUACCACCUCAGUUGAAGCCUUGUUUUUUGUACUUGGCUCGUUACCCUGAAGAUGCCACGAUAAGAGUAAGAGAGUUAUGUCUUGUGCUCAUGGCAGAAGGUUUUAUAUCACCAAAGAGAAAUUCAGCAAAAACAACGGAGGAAGUGGCAUAUGAUUGGCUAUGUGAGUUGGUGGAGAGGAGUAUGAUUCAGGUAAAGGAAAUGAGCUCAAUAGGAAGAAUAAAAUCAUUCUGCAUUCAUGAUCUAAUGCGACACGUGUGUAUAACUAAAGCUCAGGAUGAAAUGUUUUUACAUUUUAUUGAUUUGAGGAAUAAGGAAGUGGAAGAGAACAUAGAAACAACAAAGGCAAGAAGAGUUUCCAUCUAUGAUGAUAAUGUUGUUGAUAGAAAUGCCCGUUUUCCUGGUAUGGUUCAAAAUAUGAAUGACUCUCUUAGGUACUUCUCUGUAGAAGGGCCAAGUAUGGAGUUCGGAGAAGGAGUAUUCGGACAUGUAUGCAAUCACUUUCUAAUGCUUCGAGUUUUGAUUAUUGAUGACAUGAAUGGGACUCUGGAGUUGCCUGAAGAAAUCGGAAAUCUUAUUCACCUAAGGUUAUUUAGUGUUCCUUUUAGGAAGAUUAAAGAGAUUCCAUCUUGUUUUGGCAAUUUCAGAUGCUUGCAGACUUUGAGAGUACUUGCCUCAAAUAGUAUAUUACCAGAGUCCAUGUGGAAGUUGGAACAACUGAGGCAUUUGAAUUUUUCACUUGCUUCUAAUGUACCAAUUGGUAAAUUCUUGAGGUCAACUAAGUCUAGAAAUAUUCAAACAUUGGUAGGUAUUUGUGCCAAGGAUCUAGUUCAAAGUGAUUUUCAAUAUCUAAAUAAUCUCAAGAAAUUAAAAAUCUAUGUGGAUCCAAGUUCUGUUCCACUUUUCAACACACCCCAAACUCUCACAUUCACUUGUUUGUUGUCAUUACAAGUGAAUAAUUAUUUUGACACCAUAGAUGUUGUUCCUUUGAUAUUAAGUUGUCCUCGAAUUUAUAAGCUUACAUUGAACUCGGGGAUAGAAAGAUUACCAGAAGUCAACCAAUUCUCCCGAAAUCUCAUGAAGUUAAAGUUGAGUAAGCUCAAUCUUGAGAAUGAUCCAAUGCCAACGCUAGAAAAGCUUCCAGAAUUAAGAGUACUUGUCAUUAGUAAUCAUAGUUUUGUGGGCAAUGAGAUGGUGUGCUCAAGAGGAGGUUUUCAUCGACUCGAAUCUCUUGAGUUUAUCGGUCUGAUAGACUUAAGAGAGUGGAAGGUGGAGGAGAAUGCAUUGCCUAGACUUGGCUAUUUACGUAUUCGUGAAUGCAGGGGAUUGAGGAGUGUUCCAGAUGGAUUAAGAAACAUUGUGACACUCAAGGAGAUAAAGAUAUCUUAUAUGCCUAAGAAAUUCAAAGAAAGGAUGGAGGAAGGAGGAGACGAUUUCGAUAAAGUCAAGCACGUGCCAUCUCGUGUAUUUUUCGAAUGUGAUACAGAUUGAGACAAUUGAAUCAAAUCAGCUUUGGACUUAAGGAUUGAGUUUUCUACCAGUGAGUGUUGAAUAAUAAAAGUUUGGAAUUGUGUGGCUUUUCUCUUAUAGUACAAUUGAAUAAUAUUUGUUUGGAUUGCGUUUGUAUUUUCUCCUUCAAAAACUAUUGAUGAAUAAUAUGUUUGGAUUGUAUUGCUUA
Cannabis sativa is the source of this 3138-nucleotide messenger RNA. Its product is annotated as putative disease resistance protein At1g50180. NCBI's taxonomy places the organism in Eukaryota, Viridiplantae, Streptophyta, Magnoliopsida, Rosales, Cannabaceae. Gene Ontology annotation, biological process: defense response to other organism. Gene Ontology annotation, molecular function: ADP binding. The coding region runs from base 153 to 2951 and encodes 932 amino acids. The transcript has 3 exons. The record is from RefSeq and is a predicted model, not a curated record.